Molecule: messenger RNA, 1224 nt
Organism: Trematosphaeria pertusa
Lineage: Eukaryota; Fungi; Ascomycota; Dothideomycetes; Pleosporales; Trematosphaeriaceae
Exons: 4
Coding region: 1-1224 (407 amino acids)
Biological process (GO): regulation of transcription by RNA polymerase II
Molecular function (GO): zinc ion binding; DNA-binding transcription factor activity, RNA polymerase II-specific
Source: RefSeq, a predicted model, not a curated record
AUGGAUGGAUUGGAAGACGAGCUAGACCUGCGCUACCAUCGUGGCCUUAACCCCGAUGUUUACUACCGCUGCCCGUCCCUGGAGUCUCUGGAUGGUGCGCUGCGAAACGAAUUGCAGAAGAGUGCAGCAAGUCUGAUCCCAACGGAGAUUGUCACCGAAUUCGUGUUUGCAGCUGCAUCGUCCAUUACGGUCCCUGUGACACAGCAGCCAAAUUUAGAAGCUCUUUUCCAGCCUGCAGACUAUCCGCAAAGCAUUACCGUCGAACACGCCUUGUGCCGCAGCUUCGAAAGCAAGGAGAGGCUCAAGUUGCAAAGGGCAAUUGCUCGGUGUUUUAUUGGGGCUAUUCAACAAAUAGAUGGCUUCAAGUACGCGGAGCAUCAAGCUUUGGGUAAGGACGGUGCCGAUGGCAGUCGGUUCAAGUAUGUAUGCACGGAUAGUCUCCAAAAUAGGGUUCGCAAGAGCAAUGUCAAGAAAGAAAAGGAGGGUGAGAAGGUGGAGGGGGAGAGUCGACGCAAGAGAAAGGUUAAGCCAGACCUGCCAACGUACGAUUGCGGUGGCGCCGUACAUAUCAAGUUUUCGACGAAGCGAGAUGCUAUGAACGUCAUAUACAAGCACAACCCGAUCCACAGAGACGUCGAGAGCCGCCCUGAGCUACCCGCACUAGCUACAGGUAACGACACUGUACUUCAAGGGUCCACCAAUGGCGCAUCAAAUAGCACAGAACAGCGAAAAAGGAAACGGAGCAAGAAAGACCAGGUGGAAGUCGACUCUGAAUUCAACGAUCCAGAUCUAGCCAUGUCGACAUCCCCUGAAGCCUUGAAAACUCCGACGAAAAAGAAGCGCAAGAAGAGCGGCACGUCUCCCGAAGCCAGUCGGAGCUCCUCAGCAAAGAAGGGCAAGAAAGCGAAGCAGCCUCAAUCGCCUUCGAAGUCACGCAAGAAAGCUCCUCUAAGAGAGCCGACGCCUCCGCCGGCGCAACCAAUCAAGGGCAAAUGCUUGCGGUGCCGGGAGAAAGGCAUCAAAUGCAACGAAGCGAAGCCGACGUGUAACCAGUGUCGCCGAGGGCUAUGGACGUGCCAGUAUGAGAUGCCCGGGGCCAAAAAGCGUUCUAAGAAUGGAUGCCUGAACUGCCGUUCAAGAAAGCGCAAGUGUACAGAGGAGAGGCCGUCUUGUGCGCAUUGCUUGAAAGUCGACGACGACUGCGUAUAUGCGGAUUACGCUUGA